Molecule: messenger RNA, 549 nt
Organism: Hirsutella rhossiliensis
Lineage: Eukaryota; Fungi; Ascomycota; Sordariomycetes; Hypocreales; Ophiocordycipitaceae
Product: ras family domain-containing protein
Exons: 5
Coding region: 1-549 (182 amino acids)
Biological process (GO): small GTPase-mediated signal transduction
Molecular function (GO): GTP binding; GTPase activity
Source: RefSeq, a predicted model, not a curated record
AUGGCGAGCGCAAAUCCCCAAAAUGUCAUUCGCAGGAAACUCGUCAUCAUUGGGGACGGCGCGUGCGGCAAGACGAGCUUGCUGAGCGUAUUUACCCUCGGCUAUUUCCCAACAAUUCCCACCGUCUUCGAAAACUACGUCACCGACUGUAGAGAGGACUACGAGCGAUUGCGGCCCCUGGCAUACUCGAAAGCCCACGUCAUCUUAAUAGGCUUCUCCAUCGACACGCCCGACUCUCUCGACAAUGUCAAACACAAGUGGGUCGAGGAAGCUACGCGUCUGUGCGCAGGCGUUCCAACAAUCCUGGUUGGGUUGAAGAAGGAUCUUCGAGAGGACCCCGUCGCAAUCGAAGAGAUGCGCAAAAAGUCGCUUCGCUUCGUCACUCCCCACGAUGGCGAGCUCGCCGCCCGAGAAGUCGGCGCGAAACGGUACCUCGAGUGCUCCAGUCUGAGCGGUGAGGGUGUCGACGAUGUGUUUGAGGCCGCCACCCGCGCCGCCCUCUUGACAUUCGAAAAGGGCGAAGGCUCGGGCUGUUGCGUCAUCCUGUAA